Closterium sp. Yama58-4 is the source of this 1857-nucleotide messenger RNA. NCBI's taxonomy places the organism in Eukaryota, Viridiplantae, Streptophyta, Zygnematophyceae, Desmidiales, Closteriaceae. The record is from the annotation of a GenBank genome assembly.
AUGAGUCCCAGACCUAGUCCCGACAGCGACCCGCCGCAGCCGCGAACGGGCCUGACGUCUCCAAUCACAUCCGCGUUCGCCGGCGGAUUGAACGCGAGUUCCGAUGCGUUCUUCAAUGUCACUUCUUCGUGGAGCGCUCCCAGGCGCGCCGACAAGGUGGGGAAAGGGGCCAAAGGCGGGCCGGAGAACGCGCUGCACGGCUUCCGCGGAGUGCGGCAGCGCAGUUGGGGGAAGUGGGUGGCGGAGAUCCGCGCGCCGCGCAGCAAGAAGCGCAUCUGGCCAGGGUCGUUCGCGGACGCGCGGACGUCUGCGCUGACGUACGACCGCGCAGCGCGGAAGUUGUACGGGCCGCGCGCGCAGCUUAACUUCUUCGACGAGGCGGCAGUUUCCGCGCCCGCUAGCAGCCACCCUCACGGCGCAAGCUUGCGCGCCGCCGACGCCCGCAGCGGCUUGGUCAGCAGCGGAAGCGGCAGCGGCGGGAGUGCCGGGAGCGACAGCGAAGGCGGCGCCCCUUACGCAGGCGUGAUCAACGGCGGCGCCGAACGCGGGGUGAGGACGAGGCGCUCCGUCGAAACGCCUGCGCAUGUACCGCGCUGCGCGUCGAGCGACGACGCGACGCAUCCGUCGCUGUCGAGGUUCGCGUUACCCGGCGGCGCGCCGUUUCUAACGCGCGACUCCAACGCAUCGGAGAGCGCCGUCGGUGCCGCCAUGGCGGCGGGCUCCCGACCCUCGUCGCUCGACACAGGAACUCUCGCUGCAGCGCGAUGUGACUACAUCGGUGCCUUGCCACUGCCGAGCAUGACGUUCCAAGAGAUCUUCAACCGCUCGUCGGAGAAGCGCGGCAUGUGGCAGGGGCCCGUUGAGAAGCGCGGCAUGUGGCAGGGGCUUGUUGAGUCGUUCCGCGCGCCCGAGGCGAGCAGCGCGGGGCGCGUCGACCCGUCGACUGAGAGCAGGCAACUGAAGCGCGGGGAGCAGCAGCAGGCGGAGGAGUCCGUGACGUGCUGUGGUUCUGAGUCGACUCAAAAGGAGUCCGUGGCGUGCUCUGGCUGGAGCCAUGGCGGCGGCAUUGCUGAUCACAGCAUUGUGAACCAGUAUUGGAAUCAGAAGAACCAGCACUGUGAUUCAAAUCAGGGAGUUUUUGCUGUAGCGGUAAACCAGGGGGCGGCGAACAUGCGUUUUCCCCCGUGCCCUGCUGUUUUGCCCGCCCAGCUGAGUCAGCAGCCAGCUUUGACGGUGCGCGGGGGGCUUGUUCCGUAUGGCAGCAUUUUUGCAAGCCCCCCAGUUAUGUCGGUGACCAGCAAUGACCCACCCGGGGGCAUGCCAGAGAUUUACAGGUCGACUCAAAGCAUGACGCAGCAGCCGGCGCUGGCGGUGCGCGGCAUGCAAGCACCUGGCAUGGCAGUGCCGUGGGGGUGUGGCAGAGCAGUGCCCUGGGUGCAGCACAGAACAGUAGAGCAGCAGGGAGCGAUGGUGCAGGCGCUGAGGGAGAGCAGGGCGCAGCUGGUGCGCGAGCAGAUGGGCAUCAGUGCUGGCGCUGUGACCGCUGGAAACGCCUGGAUGGGGACUGCUGGGACGGCUGAGGAUGCUGGUGCCGGGGUGUGGAGUGGUAGGGGCACGGAUGGGGCAGAUUCAGUGCAUGCGGGAGGAGCAGGCAUGGAGCAUGGUGUGCAGAAGAGAGCGAUGGAGCAGCAGGGAGCGAUGGUGCAGGCGCUGAGGGAGAGCAGGGCGCAGCUGGUGCGCGAGAGAUGGGCGGCAGUGGCAGUGCAGGGGCUGCUGCAAACACUUCUCAUAGCCCAGGGAGCGAUGGUGCAGGCGCUGAGGGAGAGCAGGGCGCAGCUGGUGCUUGUGAGCCUGUGA